Messenger RNA from Triplophysa dalaica, 3983 nucleotides. RefSeq names its product tetratricopeptide repeat domain 39A (gene ttc39a). Gene Ontology annotation, molecular function: protein binding. NCBI's taxonomy places the organism in Eukaryota, Metazoa, Chordata, Actinopteri, Cypriniformes, Nemacheilidae. The transcript is spliced from 20 exons. The record is from RefSeq and is a predicted model, not a curated record. Bases 179 to 1975 code for a protein of 598 amino acids.
UGCAAAGGAUCUCUUCAUUGUGAGAAUGGGUAUCUCCACACCUCCCUGUCUCACAUCACAUAUAAGUCAGUUAGAGACACACGUUCAAUGAUCACCUGUGAUAGAACGAAUGUCCAGGUAGCGACAAUAACACACUUUCUCGUCUUAUUGGAUUAACUGUCUGCUCUUCCUCUUUGGAAUGAGUUUCUUCAGACGCAACAAGAAGAAUGAGGACAAAAAGGAUCCACUCAAGACUGAAGAUGUGAUGGACAGCCCCACCUCUCCACUACAGUCCCCUAUGAUAGAGAACGAUGGGCUGGACCCUGUCAUCACUGAAUAUGGGUCGGAGAAAUCUGACCUGUCAGUGGCUCUUCAAGACUGUAUGACAGCACUGGAUCUGUUCCUACAAAAUGAGUUUGAUGAGGCUCUUACCAGACUUAAGAGCAGGAAUAAAGACAGCAUGUACCACGCACUUACAUAUGCCACCAUACUGGAAAUGCAGGCCAUGAUGACCUUUAACCCGGAGGAUAUCUUGACAGCUGGAAACACUAUGAAAGAAGCACAGGCUUUGUGCCAACGGUACCGUAAAAAGUCUUCAUUCAACAGCAAACACUUCACAGAAGAGGAGCUCCAUGCUGAAGUGUGCUAUGCUGAAUGUCUUCUCCAGAGGGCAGCACUCACUUUCCUGCAGGAUGAAAACAUGAUCAGCUUCAUCAAGGGUGGAAUAAAAGUGAGAAACAGUUAUCAAAUAUACAAGGAGCUACAUACAUUCCUGAAGUCCUCAGCUUAUGUAAAUGGUUACAAUCACGGUCAUUUUGAAGGAGGAGUUAAACUCGGGGUCGGGGCCUUUAAUCUGAUGUUGUCGAUGUUGCCAACGAGGACUCUCAAGUUGUUGGAAUUUGUGGGCAUCUCUGGUAACAAAGAGUGUGGUCUUGACCAGCUUCAGGAGGGGUCAGCCGAGCUCACAUUCAGGUCUUUUCUAUGUACCAUGUUGUUACUUUGCUACCACACCUUCAUGAGCUUCAUUCUGGGCACUGGAGAGGGAGACGUAGAAGAUGCAGAAAAAUUACUCCAGCCUUAUCUGAAAAAGUAUCCAAAGGGAUCCAUUUUCCUGUUCUUCGCUGGCCGAAUAGAGGAAAUCAAAGGAAAUAUAGAUGCUGCUAUCAAGCGUUUCGAGGAGUGCUGUGAGGCCCAGCAGCACUGGAAACAGUUCCAUCACAUGUGUUACUGGGAACUGAUGUGGUGUUUCACAUAUAAGAGACAAUGGAAGAUGGCCUACAUUUAUGCAGAUCUACUUAGCAAGGAGAACGCCUGGUCCAAGGCCAUGUACGCAUAUAUGAAAGGUGCUUACCUCAGCAUGCUGAGUCGUGAAGAAAGCCAGCCUUUCACCGAGGACGAGGUGGCUUUGUUUAGGCAAGUUCCUGGUCUGAAGCAGAAAAUAGCUGGAAAGUCGUUGCCCACGGAGAAGUUUGCCAUCAGAAAAGCCAGACGCUAUAAUUCAGAAAAUCACAUUCCUCUUCCUGCACCGCCAUUGGAAAUGAUGUAUAUCUGGAACGGCUACACUGUGAUCGGGAAGCACAAGGACCUGACAGAGGGCAUUCUGGAGACCCUGAACGAGGCCCAGCAGAGAAUUGAGCAACAGCCAAGGAAUGAGUUUACCACAGAUGACCUGUGUGUUGUCAGUCUGUUGAAAGGACUCUGUCUCAAACACUUGGGCCGUAAGGAUGAAGCCGAACAAUACUUCACCCUGGUCCUUUGCAAUGAAAGUCAGAUUAAAUAUGAUCACUACCUAGUGCCGAAUGCUCUUCUGGAACAUGGUUUGCUGUGUCUGGAGGUGGGCAGAAUAGAAGAAGCUAUAAGACAUCUGGAGGCAGCCAGGCAAAAUUACAAGAACUACUCCAUGGAAUCACGAACACACUUCCGAAUUCAGGCAGCGCUGCAGAAGGCACGAGGGAUGGUCGAGAACGGAGACACCUGCUCACCCUCCAGUUCUUAAUGGCAGCCGAGAUCGAGCUUGACGCUUGGCGUGGAAGAGCAUGUACCAAAAAGAGGACUAAAAGGAGCACAUGUGACCCAUUAGAGCAGAACUGAACAUAGAUACAAAUCAUGACACAGGCAAUGUGCGAAUCAGUUAAGGCACAGAAAUGACAACAGGCUAUUAUUAUUUUAAAAUCAGCCAAGAUUGUUUUUGUUUAAAAUGGUAUGUUUAUUAUAGUAAACAACAAGAAUAACAUAUUGGUAAAUCGGGAUAAGUAAGAACUUUGUCAGCUGUGAAACUUGUCAAUUAUUUGGGAUACCUGCAGAACUUGUAUUGGUAAUGCUCUCCGCAACCUUUGGUCAACCUGACAUUAUGAACCCAGACAUGGCUGUGCCUUUUGUCCAAUCGUAAUGCAUGUUUUAUUUGGUCUAAAUAAGCAUAGCUAUUAGUUUACAUUGCAAUCUUUUGAGGUUAAAUAGGUUACAGAAUCAAGCCACCAAAUGUUAAAUUAAUGCAAGUUUUUACAUCAUGGGUCAAAUCUCAUGGACUGGAUAAGUCCUGUUCUAACAGUUUCUUUGUUUUUGUGUACAUAAUCUGUUUUAGUGUUAAAUAACAAAUGGUCUGACUUAAUCACAGUGUUGGGCAAGUUACUUGGGAAAAAGUUAUUAAUUACUAAAUUACAUAUUCAAUAGUGUAAUUAGAUUACUGUAUAAAUUUCUCUCUCCAAAAAGUCUAUAUAUCCUGUAUCAACCUUGAUUAGUUAAAUGAUUCGAGGAUAGAAAUGCGUAAGAAGUUUACAUUCUAGUCGACGGAACAACAUGAAACGGCUCUUUUAAUUCAUUCCAAUUAAUAAUAUAAAACUACAUACCACUCACCAAAGUAUUACAAAUGCAGAAUUAUACAUUAGAGCACAGAUUUUAAAAGUCUUUUUCCAUUCCACUAUUGCACACACAAAUAUUACAUAAAGUAUUUAGUUUAAUUACAUCAGAAGUAACUGUAAUUAAAUUAUAGAGUAAUCCCUUACUUUACUUUUCAAGAGAAAAUUAAUUAAAUUACACUACAACUAAUAAUUUAGUAUCUAGUUACACCCAACACUCCUUAUUUGCAGAAAAACACUAGUAAAAUGCACACUGGAAUUUUGGGAGGUUGUUUAGUUUUAUUUUGCUUUUUUAAUAUUUAUUCACUGUUAUGUAACCUUUGAAACUGUCCGGGUUUAAGUUGGGCAGCUGAAUGUGUCUUUUAGAAAGGCAGUGUCCUUCAUGUGGACUGAGUCCAAAUCGUACUUGAGCUCAAACAAACAAGUCUUUUACAUGCAUGCAGGACAGGCUGGUGUGCCUGUUUCAGCCAGCGUGAGGGAUGCAUGGAUAACCACUAAAGCCUUACAUUAUGAAAGAGAGAAAAACUUGGAGCUGGCUCAGGACAGAGAAUUUGAUUUGUUUAGUAUAUGUAUGCUGCUUAAGAGCUUUUCACAAUAGUGUAAACAAUCUUAAUAGAGCUAGAAAAUUGUUCUCAAAUAAAGUGUAUGUAUUUUUUUGUUAGACUGUCUUGUAUCGCAAGGCCUAUUUUUGAAUAAUUUAUCCCAUUUUAUCCACUUGUCUGUUUUAUGAUAUUCAGAUCUGCCAAAGUUAAGGAAAAACAUCAUCAGAUCACGUCAUACCAUGCAUUUGAUGUAUACAUGAUGUACGUUUAUUAUCGAAAGAUCUGACCAGCAAAGUCACACUGACUCUUAAAUGGUAAAUGAGAAAUGUGUACAAAUGAAUGAUGUGUGUUUUAUUUCUCUCAUUCAAUAUUCUUACUGUUUCACAUUGAUUUUACAGGCUUUGGGCUAUAGAGGUCAGCAAAUCCUGUAUGUGGUGCAUGGCUACUGUACAAAUAGGCGUUCAUGUAAAUACUUACAUUUUCUAAUUUAAAAUUAAAUGACAUAAUUACAUUCUGGACCUUUUUGCUUUCCUCUGUUGUGCACAUGACUUAUCCAUACGUAGAAAUCAGUGCUGUAUGUGACGAAACAAUAAAACAAAAUAUCCAA